GGCAAAGGUCAGGGGUUAGGGGGCAGGACUAACCCAAUAUGGCAACCAGGGGACAGGCAUACCCAUGUGGCCCUCCACAGCUCACUGUAACUUGUUAAGCGGCCUGACACCCGAAAUAAUUGCCCGUCCUUGUGUUAGAAGCUGUAGAUACUUGUGGACCAACUCUUCUAGAGCUUCUGGAAAUCAAUGAACGUACUUUCCUGUGCUCUUUUACUGCAACCUUGGGACUCCAAGGAAAGCCCCAAGAUGAUCAUGUUCGCAGUGGACAAUAUGCUGCUCUCUCAUCAUACAAUUGUUUAGACAUAAUGUGUUAGCCUAAUUUAGACAUCCGGAGUUAGGUGAUCUCAGUGUGCAAGACUGAACAUUACAUCCUUCAUAUUAAAAAUAGCCUUUUCUGCCCCAACAAACUUCAACGUUAGCAACAAAGGAUGGGUAACACUAUCCCUUUAGAGAUUAUUAAUAACUUCCAGAGCAUAUGGAGACAAAUAAUACAAUCCUAUCUCUAAGUUAUUCUGGGAUUGUGAGGCGCCACAAUACAUUAGGAGUUAUUUUCAUCUGAAUGCCUGCGCAAUUGCUGUUGAACAUCGAUACGCAUUGUUAUGCGAGUCAAUAUUUUUGGAGACUUGUAGCGUCUGGACCCAGAUGAGCGAGUUAAGAAUGGCAGUCGGUAUUGAUUUGGAAUAGCUUUGCUUUUGGGGGGUUGAGACUUGUCACAACUUCCCAGUACCUUAUACUAAUUUUUUUGUAACUUCAUUUCAAAUAUGUCUUUACAACAUGAGAGAUGGAAAAACAUGUAGAUCUAAUUUGCUCAACUAUGUGUUUCUAUUGUUUUUUAACAAAAAUAAAAUUAGGAACAAGCUAAGACAUCAGGAGUAAAAAACUAAAAUUGGUAGUAAGCAGGCUCUUACAUAGUUGUGAGAAGAAUGUUAUGCUCAUUUUUAGUGGUAGAAAUUGGCACGCUAUAAGUUGCACUGACCCCUUGAAAUACUUAGACCUUUUUUUUUUCUUUUUUACAUGCUUGAGCAGCAGCUUAUGGCACUUUGAUCUGUUUGUUGUGCUGAACGGAAACCACGCUGUGAAAUAGUACCGCCUUUGUUAUGCUGAACAAGGUCGACCAGCCGUGCGGUUAUGUACAACUUGGUAAAUCAGCCUGCUAGAACGAAAAUUUAGAAAAAGCUAAAGUGUGAUUUGCUAUAACCAUUCUUGCCCUGUUACUUAUUUUCUUGUAAAUAGAUACCACGUGUAAAAUGAUCUGAACAAAAGUAAAACUUUUGUACACUUUAUUUUUAUACUUAAAGCAGAAAUAAAUAUAGAGAAGACUGGAAAUUUGUAAAUGUGGGGGGUUUUUUUAAGGGUGGAAGCUCGGGCCUUGGCAUUAUGUAAGCUAAGCCCUAAAGCCUGGCUGGGAAAGAGAGGGGGUGCUGGCAAAGUAACCCCGUGGGGAAAGCGCUGGAGCUCCACGCCCUGCUGCUGGUGGACUCUGUUUUCAGAGUCGUUCUGUGACCGGGCCCAUUUGUAGAACAGCAAUAGGAGCGUGUGUUGGGAUCCUUGUCAGAGGAGCUUCUACUGAGCAGCAAGAGAUGCAGGUAGUACUGAGUUGUGGCUCUUCCAGCCAGUGGGCUGCAGCUCUGCUUCUUGGCUCCCGUGUGACAGGGCAUUUACAUCUCUCCAAUUCUUGCACAUCAGAUCUACAAAAAGGGACCUACUCACAUUCCUUGGAAAACUUACCUUGGGAUUUGUGGUGAAUGACAAGAGUUGACAUAAUUUUUCUUGGGGGCUUUACAAGGACGUGUUUGUAGCUCAACUGGAGCUUGUGUCUGGAGUUAGGUAGUCUCAGUGUGUGCAGGCUCAGUAUUAAUGUGAAAGGAUUAGAAUGAAUCUGAUGCUUUUCCUAGAUGCAGCAUUUGCAUCUCUUUUUAUCUAUUCAUAAGCACCGUAGAACAUAGUUUGUAAUGAAGUGCUGUAGGAAAUGCCAGGGAUUCUAGUUGCUGUGUGUAUGUUUAACUGCUAUUUAGCUUCUCACCAAUAUCAGAACAAAUCCUGAGAGUUUUUGUUUGAUUUAAAUCAGAACUUUAGUCCUGUACAACAACUGCGACAGCCCUCUCUAUUCAUAAAAGUGAGUGGGCCGGAAAGUGAGGGGGCCAGAGGAUGCUCACCGUACGCGAUUACGCCCUUUGUUAUGUAAAAGGAUUUGGUGACGCAGGCUACCUUCUUAAGCUACUAUAAUCUGAAACUAAGUCAGAAACACCUGAUUUCCUGCCCAUUUAAAGAACUGAGUAGCAGAUGAAUUGCCAGUGCGUAUAAAAACAAUUCAACUUUCACGACUGCACUGUAAGAGCUGCAUGACUUUCAUUCGCAGGUAAGCUGCAUUUUGUACACUGGGUCUAUAAAUGCUCAAAAUGUGAAAAUGCCAGUUGAUGAUGUGACCUGGAAGAAAAUACACUUUAGUUAUGUAGUUUUAGGAUAAGUACUAAAGAUUUUGUAUUGUCCAACACUGUUUUCAAGAAAAACGUUGAUUUUUUUUUUUUUUUUUUAAAUGAGAAGCAUGGUUUUCAUCUUGAACUAAAGAAGGACACUAAAUCUUGCACAACUUAGAAAUAUGAUGUGCGACCCUGUGUUCUGAUUCUAAAAAUCUUUGUUCAAAUAGAUUUGAAUCUGACUUAAACCUACAGCUGAGUCAAGGAGGUUUGCUUCUUGCUAUUUUAUGUGAUUAGAAAAGUAUCGUAAAAAGAAGAGGCUGGGUUACUGUUAAGAUUUUCAAGACCCCUCUGGGUCCGAUCCCAGUGCAGUUUAGAUUUUGCAUGACAGUAAGACAUUUUAUUGACAAAUUCUGCUUAUUUCUUAUAUUUGUACCUGCUACACAUUAAUUCAUUUGUUAACCUGUAGCCUUCCCUAGCGCACAACUGUCUAGGCGUGAAUGUGGAGCAGCCACAGAAUGACUGAGCUCAAAAUCCUUGUGGAAAGUAGUUUGCUAUAAACCACUACCAACUGGAAGCCCUUUCGUUUUUAAGCGAUUCCCCUUCUUUAUGAUCUCACAAGGUCCCUAAACUAAUUUUCAAAAUUAGAAGGUUCAGUUAUAGUUUCACGUAUUUGUCUGGCAUGAUUCUUCAGAGGUUAGAUUGGAAAACAUUUGUACUGUGACUGUGCUGUGUCUGCACGUCUUCUCUGUAGCAUCUCUCCUACUUACUAUUUACACUUUGUGUGUGCAGAUUUGCGCACCAGUAUCGUUGUUUUGAACAGGAGUGACUUUAAAAAAAAUCAAACAAUAUAACUGUACUAGAAUUGUGUCUAUUGUAUGCUACUAUUAUAGCUUAUUCCCAUUCCCAUGUUGGUAUAGCUGUAUGCAGGGCUGUCCCUGGUGGGGGUGAAUCGGGGCGACUGGCCCCGGGCCCUGCACUUUUGGGGGGCCCCGUGGUCAGUGCUGCAUAAGCCCCACUGCCGCCGAGUGCUGCCGUCUCUGGCCGCUAACCACCCCAGGCCCCGCACACCCCUAGGGAUGGCUCUGGCUGUAUGCAAGCCCUUACAUAGAAUAGAUGCCAUUAUAACGCUAAGGACGGCUGUGCUAUACUGCUAGAAUUAAGUCAGUAUAUAGAUAAGUACAGGUAUUUUGAAAAGUUCAGCGUAGCAAAUAUUUUGAAACUAUCAGAAUGCAAUUUUUGUUUUCUGUUCAGUGCGACUUGCAUUGUCACACUUCUCUAUCUCCCUUUCUUCAUAAAAAAUAACAGCUAUUUUGGGGGGAGAGGUGUGGGGCUGAAGGUAACCCAAUAUUAUUUUCUCCAUAUAUGUACCUGACUGCCACUGGCAAUAAUGAAAGCAGUCCUAUAUUGAGAGACACCUUUUAUUACAUAAUUAAGGGCAUCCUGCUCUUUCUGCAGGGCACAGUGUCUUUCAGGUAACAUUUAACACAUGUGCGUGAGCGUGUGUGGGCUCUUCCAUACACAAAGUGCAGAGAGCUGGAAAUUAAACAGCAUAUACAAAUUGUUUUUUAAAUACAUAAUCUGUUUUUUUCCUAUUAUUUAUGCAGGUGCUAUCUUAAUGCUGAUGCAUCUUUUAUGUAUGGAAGCAGAUGGUCUACCUUGGUGUAGGAUUCCAACACGUUGCCUAUGAAAUAUGUUAGUGAAAGUACAUGUGCAGCUCUGCAAAGCUGGUUAUUGUCCAUCUGGCUUACACUGCCACACAGGGCACACCUAAUCCCCAUAUUAGUAAUCCAGCGCGGCUCUGCUUGUAAUCUUGCCAUAAACAGUUUGGCUACCACGAGGAAGUGUGCGUGAGGCUGUGUUUAGCAGCUUCUCUAAUGAAUGGGCGUCUGGCUUUGAGAGGGGCUUAUGCCUCCUUUUUUUAGAUCCACAUUCUUCCCACUAUCCUAAUCCGCUGCUGUAUAAAUCUUGUUUCCUUUUUGAGAUGGUUAUCCUCAUUAGCAAAUUAACCCUCUCUCAGGUGUGGGGUUUGAUUGUUUUUUGGGGGGGUUAACAAAGGGGAAAAUGCAUCCGAGGAAAUGUGAUUCCAACUCUUUCCCCGGCCACAUUUGCAAAGAUUGUUAGAAGCUGCUGAUUUUGAAUAAGCACAGGCAUUGAAUAAGCACUGAUUUUGAAUAAUUUGCAGGUAUUUUGAAUAAGCACAGGCUUUCAAUUCCAAGAUUCCUUGGAUGAUUUGCCAUCACAACUUGCUGAUCAGUGUUACACAAACCGAUUUGCACAGUGUCAUCGCUGAGUCCCUAUGGAAGUGGGUUCGGUUCUUUUGCCCUGGCUCAGCAGAAGCCAGAACCCAGGGGAUUUUUUUUGUUCACUAAAUUGAGUCAUUAAUACUAACUGUGGAAGAGAUGUUAUCCUGAUGGGAAGGAUUUAUAAGAGUAAAUCUGGGAGUGUGGGCUCUAUUAACAUAACGUUUGAGUCAGAAGUGGUGUUUUUUUGGAAUAUGGAAUCGCAACAGAGUGCGUGUGUGUGUCCGUGCCUGCAACUGCAACGGCAGCAUUUUUCUUCUUCCAGUAAUCUCUGGCUUGUUAAAUUGCUCCAGUGCCUCCUCAGCAGACACAUCCCAUGUGCCUCAUUAAAUACACUACCGCAUAGGAAGAAGCCCGAGAGAUUGCUCCUGAGUCCUGAACUUAUGAAGGUGGCUUCUGGGUCCCAUUGAUCAGGCUAGACAUAUGCUUAGCUGUGCUUCCCCCAUGCUCUUGGGUGACUGCUAGUUUACCAGUUGAAAUGGUCUACCCAUCUGCCACCCCAAGGUCAUCAGUACAUAUCCACAGGGUAAGGAAAUUGGGAAGUGUCUGCCUUUGAUGCCAUUUCAGCCUUUAUCUCUGCUGAUCAGUCUCUUUCCCCAACUCUGUUCUGUGGUUAGAAGGCUUGGAACAGAGUGGGCAGGUACAGGGAGGGAGCAGGCAGGUGAGAACAGGGGAAAUAAUGAAUCCCAGGACAGAAUGAGGACUGGGAUGUAAUGAGCCUGCAUGGGGAAGCUGAACUUGAACGUAGGGGAAGACUGGAGGUGGAGAACAGCCGAGGAUGAAGACGUGUGUUCUCCUCCAAAUAAAGCUGUAGUCUGAGCUCUUCUUGGGGACUUGAAUGCCACAUUGGUACUUUCUGCCACCUCUUCAAGCUAGCCUCACUUACAAUAGGUACUAAAACCAUAGGACACUUGAUCAGUGGAAGAUGGGUUUAGUGGCUAUCAAGGGUCAAGGUCAUUGGAAAGCUGCUUUAGCUAAGGAGCAGCUAGCUAAAGGCCAAGAGAUCAGACUGAGUUCUGUGACGUUAUCUGCGGGAAUAGGAUAAAGGAGUGUUUGGUACUGCUCUUGAUGGUGGGGAUAUAGGGUGGAAAAAUAGAUCACAUAACUCGAGGAACAUUUGAGGUUUGUGUAGAUGUGGACUGCAAGGGGAACCUUAUCAUGCCAGACCUAGGCUGGUCCACGGGGGAAAGGCACCAUCCUCAAUGAUCCAUGGAAGGACUUCUCUUGGCAGUUUCUCUGCCGACUUAAGCAUGGUAUGAGUGGAGAGCACUCCUGCGUGGGACCAUGUGUAACCUGUCUGGAGAGGAGCAGUAACCGUGUGUGGGUCCCGGGACAGCCCAGCUAAGUGCAUAACAGAAUUGCUGAGCAGCGAGACAAAAAUCUGCAUGCUGUCAUGGGAGCAAUCACUGGUUUCAGUGUCAGUGGGACUUGCCCAAAUAGAGUCCCUGUCGCGUGCUGUACAUAAGUGCCUUUGGCAGUGAUAAAGCAUGGCUUAUUUAAAUCUUAAAUAUUUCUAGUUUGCAAGUCUUACUGACUGUAUUUAGCGUUAUAGAGUUGGCUCUAAUGGGCACUGCUAUUCUUUGCUAGGUUGGGCUGCAUUGAAGUGCUUUCCACGGACAUCUAAUCGAUUGCAAAGUGUCGCAGGACCAUGAUGGGUUAUCUGGAUGACGUGCCUUUCAGAACGUACGGAAGCUUUGAGGAUGGCUCUGCAAAGGGGACCAGUUUAAUCAGCCCCCCUGACAUAGAGGUUCCUGACUGCAUGGAGAUCCUAAUGAGCACCAUGCACGAUUUCUCGUUGGAAAGGAAGGUGCUGUAUUGGAUUGAGGCUGCAUCUAGGCAAGCAACUCUUCAGUAUCAAGUGACCGCAGAAGCUGUCCCAACAGCUCCACCUUGCUGGCUGCUUUUGGUUGACUCGAAAGAGAACUUGGGCCUCCAGGUAAAGAAGAACGAGGCGGCUGAUGGAAAAGCCAGGGAUGGCAUGACAUUUGGAAACCACGUUCGGCGAUGCAUGAGCCUCAGCGCUGCGGAUGUGAGCUACGGCCGCCCCAGGGGCAGAGGUGUGCCCUCCGAGACAGAAAGCGAGGAGAGGUACUCAGAAAAGGAUGAGUCCUCGCAGGUUGAUGAGGAGUACUCAUCAUCCACAGAGAAAAGUAGCAAGGAGGAAGUAAUCAUCCCGAAGACCAAAACCAUUGUAAAGACUGUGCCUCGCUUCCCUCAGCUGGAUCAGCGCAGGCCAAAGACUUCUCCAGGGCUGUUAGAGCCACCCUCUGAAAGACACUGCAGUGAAUCAAAUAGCCCCGAUCUGAACAAGCAGAGGAGGUCCCUGGUUUUGUUUAAUAACGUGAAGAAUGAGUUGGAAGGAGCCAGAAAGAAGCUCGCUGCUCUAGUGCACCCUCUGUACAGAGCCUCCAUAGAAAAGAAACUCUCGCCAAGACCGUUCUUGCUGCGACGGUGCUCUCGAAGAUACACCCCUGCCUCUGAUGGGUCUUUGAAAGGAGCUCUCAUCCCGACACCCCCAUCCGCCCCUUCUGACUACUCGACGCCCCCAGCCACUCCUUGCCCCUCCCCAACACCUCCAGCCACACCGUGUGAUUACUCAACGCCCCCAGCCACUCCUUGCCCCUCCCCAACACCUCCAGCCACACCGUAUGAUUACCCAACUCCCCCAGUCACCCCUUGCCCCUACCCAACACCCCCGGACACCCCUUGCAAUUACCCACCACCUCUGCUCACCCCUUUCCGCUACCCAACACCCCCGGACACCCCUUGCAACUACUCAGCACCUUCAGUUACCCCUCGCAACUUCCUGACCCCUCCAACCACCCCUUGCUGCAGUCGCCGGAAGCUGCCCACCACUAGGUUGAUGCCUCCGAUAAAAAAACACAAGCCCAUAGUUGCGUCCCUCAACCCCUAUUCCUGCCUUCCAGCCCCUUCUGGGGCUGCGCGACCUCUGAGUUCCCACAGAUCCCGUCCGGACUCCACGGCUGACCUGCUCUCGGCGCUGAGCCAGGAAGAGCGUGACCUCAUCGAGCCAGUUUUAGCCUUGGGUUAUCCGAUCCGCAGAGCUAUCCUUGCUCUCCAGAAGACGGGAAGACAGAGUUUAGGUCAGUUUCUCAGUUAUCUUAGUGCCUGCGACAGGCUGCUGAAACAGGGCUAUGAAGAGGGGCAGGUGGAAGAAGCCAUGGAAAUGUUCCAGUACUCUGAGAAGAAGGCAGCUGAAUUCCUGCAUCUUUUAGCUCAGUUUGAUGAUAUGGGUUUCCAGCAAGCUGAAAUCAAAGAAGUUCUUCUGCUGUGUGAGAAUCAGAGAGAUAAAGCACUGGAAGAGCUCAUGACACGAUCACAGUGACAAAUGCCUGGCAACAAAGUGAUAUUUUUCCAGCAUUAGAUUGACCGCUGAAGCACCCUUGGCAUCAAUAUCGUUAUAGAGGCAUGAUUUUAAUUUACACUAAAAAAAAAUAUAUAUAGCUCAUCUGAAACAAACUUUCGGAGCUGUGUCUCGUUCUCUUCUCACAUUUUUGGACAUCUUGCCCAAGGGAUUCAACGGCUUUAUGUCAGAAACAGUUCUCUGUUUGUCCGCUCUGCACACGUGCGCUGUGAACUAUCUCAGUAGCUUGGAUAAGACUGAAUUGGGCCCAAACCUCUUCUGGCUUAAUUUUGGCAAAAACCAAAUCACAGCCUCUUCAGUCAAUCUGAGCCCCUAUGCAGUCUUUCCUGUGCUUUCUAUAUUGCAGUACCUGGAAAUGUGGCCCAAUGUGAGCUUAUAUCUAUCUAUCUAUCUAUCUAUCUAUCUAUCUAUCUAUCUAUCUAUCUAUCUAUCUAUCUAUCUAUCUAUCUAUCUAUCUAUCUAUGCACAAACCAAAAGAAGUUGUUUUCAUGCUGGCAGAAUUUAUUUUUCCUGGAGAAUUAGUUACUGCUGUCUUGAGAGGAGUAUAACUGGUCUGAGUCUCGUUUGACAGUUGUAACCCAAUUCUGAGUUUCCACCAAAUCAUAUUGGCUUCUCCUUUUAAAGGAGAAAGUUAAAAAGAGCAUUUGAUUAACUGAGCGCAAGCAAAGAAAACAGCCUUCUAUUGCAGUGUUGUGGGUAACUAAUGUAACAUGUUUGUCCACUGAAAUGAAAAAUGGGUUAUGCAAGUCUGAAGGCUUGCACGUACAGCCUUUCUGUGACAUCUGGACAGAGGGCUGGAGGAACGAUUCUGCUCUGCCGGUUUUAUCUUGUGUCCAAUUGAAGAAAACUUGGGACAAGGCCACCCUUCCCAAAAGUGGAGAGCAGUGGCUCAGCUACGCACGUUGUAUGCAGACUUCGAGACUCGGGAAACAUUGAGUGAAGAGGUUUUUUUUCCCUCUCCUUGGGUAACCGGCACACGAGGUAUGCAUCUGAUCCGGAUCACCUUGCUAGAUGUCACUUGGGCUUUGGCCGCUUUACAGAGGUCAAUGUUUUCACAAAGAUGAACUCAAGCACUAUAUUUUAGUUUGAAUCCAAUACAGAUGUAAUUGCUUUGAGUA
Alligator mississippiensis (American alligator) is the source of this 9223-nucleotide messenger RNA. RefSeq names its product ubiquitin associated protein 1 like (gene UBAP1L). The coding region runs from base 6369 to 8066 and encodes 565 amino acids. The transcript is spliced from 6 exons. NCBI's taxonomy places the organism in Eukaryota, Metazoa, Chordata, Crocodylia, Alligatoridae. The record is from RefSeq and is a predicted model, not a curated record. Gene Ontology annotation, molecular function: ubiquitin binding. Gene Ontology annotation, biological process: ubiquitin-dependent protein catabolic process via the multivesicular body sorting pathway. Gene Ontology annotation, cellular component: ESCRT I complex.